AUGCUCCCUCCAUCCCUCAACAUUCCGAAAUGGCUCGAAGCCAACUCGCACCUCCUCCAACCUCCCGUUAAUAACUACUGCGUCUACCACCCCUCCACCUCCUCCGGCUACACCGUCAUGAUCGUCGGCGGCCCCAACGCUCGCACAGACUACCAUCUCAACUCCACGCCCGAAUUCUUCUACCAAUACCGGGGCUCCAUGCUGCUCAAAACCGUCGACACAUCCACGAAUCCACCCACAUUUGUAGACAUACCUGUUCACGAAGGCUCGCUGUUCUUAUUACCGGCAAACACACCUCAUUGCCCCGUUCGAUUUAAAGACACAAUUGGCGUGGUAAUGGAGCAGCCGCGACCUGAGGGCAAGGAGGAUGCGAUGAGGUGGUAUUGCGUGAGUGAAGAGUGCAAGGGGAAAGGAACGAUUGUGUGGGAGAAGAGAUUUGUGUGUACGGAUUUGGGGACGCAGGUGAAAGAGGUUGUGGAGGAGUUUGGCGCGGAUGAGAAGAAGAGGACUUGUGGGACUUGUGGUGCGGUAGCUGCGGUGAGGUUUGCAGAGGGCGAGGUUGUACAGCCUUCGAGGUUUCCGGAGUGA
Talaromyces amestolkiae is the source of this 588-nucleotide messenger RNA. RefSeq lists its product as uncharacterized. The record is from RefSeq and is a predicted model, not a curated record. Gene Ontology annotation, biological process: 'de novo' NAD+ biosynthetic process from L-tryptophan; quinolinate metabolic process. Lineage: Eukaryota; Fungi; Ascomycota; Eurotiomycetes; Eurotiales; Trichocomaceae. The transcript is spliced from 2 exons. Bases 1 to 588 code for a protein of 195 amino acids. Gene Ontology annotation, cellular component: cytoplasm. Gene Ontology annotation, molecular function: iron ion binding; 3-hydroxyanthranilate 3,4-dioxygenase activity.